Pseudomassariella vexata is the source of this 1152-nucleotide messenger RNA. RefSeq lists its product as uncharacterized. The record is from RefSeq and is a predicted model, not a curated record. Bases 186 to 944 code for a protein of 252 amino acids. NCBI's taxonomy places the organism in Eukaryota, Fungi, Ascomycota, Sordariomycetes, Amphisphaeriales, Pseudomassariaceae. The transcript has 2 exons.
CAUCAAUGUCGACGGAUGACACAGCCACACAAACUCAGCACUAACGUGCCCCGCGAACCAAGCCACCACUUAAGCAGUGCUCAAAUACCCAGACAGGCAAAUCGAUUGGAUUCUACCCUGCGACCGGUCUACAGGCACGAUCGGCAUUGCUCCCCGUCUAAGCUUGUAAGCUGGUACUUCAUAUAAUGCCUUACAACACCUGGUGUCUGCAUCUCAUAUCCUCAUCUCAUUCCACAGAAGCAUCGUACAGCUUCAACGGCACACUGCUCGUUAUAAUAUCACCUCUCGCAAAACUGAAAUUUCACAAACUGUCCAAUUCCAAUCUCAGCUCCAAAAUGGCCUUCAAGAUGCUCCUCUCAACCGCCCUAUUGGCAACCACCAGCCUAUCAUCCGCCCUUCCACGCCAAUCGACCACCCUAUCAACCAGCUACGCCUUCCGCCUCGCGGCCAACGUAACCGCCUUCGACACCACCCCCUCGGCCCAGGGCCUCGAACUCCAGUACACCGAUACUGAUGGAUGUACGGCCGACCUAAUCCUCGCGGGCUCCGGCGACACUUUCUACGCAACUGGAUCCAAUGUUGGCAUUGCCGACUUUCCCUACCCCUCCGGUGGGAGCAUCAACGCCGGCAUCACUGUCACCAAAGGAGGCACCGCAACUGUACCCGCCUUGUUUCCCGUGCAAGUCAGCUGUGGAGAGGGGACCGCGGGCGUGACUGUGGGCCCUGAUGAGGAGACUGGGGCUGUGGCAGAGUUGUUGUAUGAUGGCGGGUCGUGGAUGGCAUGCCCGAGAGAUGAUGGUGAAGGGUUCCGGUUGAUUUACAAGUCGGCUGGACAGCGCACUAUCUUCGGGUGUGCGGAUGUGCAGCUUCUGCCGCUGUGUGAGGAUAUCGACGAGGAUGACAUCGAGGAUGGGUGGUUGAAUGUUGCUUGCUUUACUCAAUAAUGACGAGGUCCGCGGUGCAUCCAUGAGAUGUCUUACAUUUACACAGGGGGCAUGGGUAUAUACGGGAUGGCACGGCACUGUUUGCUGCAUGGGUUACGGAACAAUACACGUUGAUGGUGUGAUACGGGAGUUUAUUGACAUUUUUUAGAGCUUAGACUUGUUAGUAUUUACACAAAGUAGCAUAUGAAUAUAAUUACACAUUCAUUCA